Messenger RNA from Pestalotiopsis fici W106-1, 1074 nucleotides. RefSeq names its product putative D-xylulose reductase A. The coding region runs from base 1 to 1074 and encodes 357 amino acids. The record is from RefSeq and is a predicted model, not a curated record. The transcript is spliced from 2 exons. Gene Ontology annotation, biological process: D-sorbitol catabolic process. Gene Ontology annotation, molecular function: zinc ion binding; L-iditol 2-dehydrogenase (NAD+) activity. NCBI's taxonomy places the organism in Eukaryota, Fungi, Ascomycota, Sordariomycetes, Amphisphaeriales, Sporocadaceae.
AUGGAGAACCCUUCAGUCCUGCUCUAUGGGGCCCUCACAGCCAAGGUAGAGGACAGACCCAUUCCCACAAUCAGUGACCCCCACGAUGUCAUUGUACAAAUCGCAUACACUGGCGUCUGUGGCAGCGAUGUCCACUUCUGGCUCCAUGGCGGCAUCCGGACGUUUGUCUCGGCGUCGGCUCCGUUGGUCAUGGGCCACGAGGCGUGCGGCACCGUACACGCCGUCGGCUCGGGGGUAACCACCCUCCAACCCGGGGAUCGGGUCGCCAUUGAGCCGGGCGUUCCGUGCCGACGGUGUCCGCGUUGCAAGGCCGGGCGAUACAAUCUCUGUUCUGGCAUGGCCUUUGCCGCGGAUUCGAAUUCGCUCACGCACGGGACUCUCACCAAGUAUUUUAAAACUUCGGCGGACUUUUGCUACAAGAUUCCAGAUAAUCUGCAAAUGAAGGAGGGCGUACUAUUGGAGCCUCUGGCCGUUGCCGUUCACGCAGUUCGGCUUGCUGAUGUCAAGCCGGGACAGCGGGUGGUGGUCUUUGGUGCCGGCACCGUAGGGCUCUUUUGCGCUGCUGUGGCCAAGGAGUUUGGGGCAUCAGUAGUGGUGUCCAUCGAUCUGCUACAGAACAAGCUCAAUGUCGCCAAGGAGCUGUUGGGGUCUGAUAUUGGCCGGACCUGGAUGCCAAACACUUCAUCCACGCCCGAGCAAAACGCAGAACAACUCAGAACCGACCAUGGACUGGGAGAUGGCGCAGAUGUUGUGAUUGACGCCACGGGCGCGGAGCCCUCGGUGCAAACAGCCAUGUACGCCCUAUCGCGAGGUGGCACAUAUGUGCAGGCUGGCAUGGGCAAGAGAAAGAUAGAGUUUCCCAUUGCUGAAGUCUGUGAGCGAGAACUAAGCAUCAAGGGUUGUUUUCGCUACGGGCCCGGGGAUUUUGAACUAGCCAUGAGUCUUGUGCAGCGAGGCAGGAUUAACCUUGCAACUCUGAUUACGGGAGAGUUCCCGUUUGAAAAGGCAUCCGAAGCAUGGGAAAGUACCUCGAGAGGCGAGGGUAUCAAGAAUGUAAUCAGAGGUUCGGCUUGA